Messenger RNA from Mesorhabditis spiculigera, 1944 nucleotides. The record is from the annotation of a GenBank genome assembly. NCBI's taxonomy places the organism in Eukaryota, Metazoa, Nematoda, Chromadorea, Rhabditida, Rhabditidae.
AUGUCAAAUCACGAGAAGUUGGCCCUCGUCGGGAAGCAGCUCAGAAAGUUGCUGGCCAAGGAGGCGGCUUCAAGGGGUGUCGAAAAAGUUGUUUUGUCCUUCUCCGAACUCGGAGGCUUCGAGGUCACCGUGGAAACUUUAAAACCAUCUGGGACGGAGAAAGCGGUUGAUGUAGCCGGCCUUCUAGUGGCGGACGUGACGCGUGAUCGUAGCCAGAAGACGAAGGUCAACAAGAAGCAGACCAAGAACAACGCCGGCGGGUACGUCUUCAAGGUGUCGGAUGAGACCCGUGUGCGCAGAUUUUUGAUUAUGGGAACUACCGGAGGGACAUUCUACCUCAGCGAAAAGGAGCUGACUGUCGAGAAUCUGGUGGAUUUGAUGAAGAUUAUUGAUCAAGGAAACGCCUCGAUGAUUCUUCAAGAAAUCAAGGAAAUCUCGCUGGCUGGACGAAAUCCAAAACAAGAGCCAGUGAUGUUGGCCUUGGCCCUGUGCGCCAGAUACCGUACCGGCCAGGUGAAAGGCGAAGGCUACGACUCCGAGCCGGCCAAGUUGUACGUGGAAUAUUUGAAGGCCAUGCAUGCAACCGCAUUGGAACUGAUUCCACAGGUCUGCCGAAUUCCAACCCAUUUGUUCAUGUUCGUCGACUACUGCGAGAAGGUGGCCAAGCACUCGGCGAAUCCAAAGGGGUCAACGGGAUGGGGGCGAGCUUAUCGAGCCGCGAUUAGGGAUUGGUACGCCACCAAGUCCCCACGCCAAAUCGCGAUGGCGAUCACGAAGUACAAGCAGCGUGGAGGCUGGUCCCACCGCGACCUCUUCCGACUUGCCCAUCCUACGCUAAAAUACUCGGCUGACGAUGACCACUACCUGGAGCGCGAGCAGUUGUUCCACUACAUCGCCAAGGGGGAGUUGAAGCCGAGGAAGCGGACUUAUGCUCAGGCCGAACUCGAACAGCUCGAGCAGAAGCCGACUGAGAAGCAGAUGGAAAAGGAGCAAGAAUCCUGGGCCCUGGAGCUGAUCGAGACGUACAAGAGCUUUGCCAAUUGUACGGAUGAGUAUGAUGUGGUUGCGGCUAUUCAUAAGCUAGGCAUGGUCCGAGAGCACAUCCCACCCGAGCUCCUGAACUCUGUCCCCAUCUGGAAAGCCCUGCUAAACGGGAUGCCAAUGAAUGCUCUCAUCAGGAACCUGGCCAAGAUGACGGCCAUCAACGUCAUCGAUUCGGACAACGUGAAGAGCAUCUGCGAGCAGUUGACAAACGCGGAGGCCAUUUAUGGGUCUCGAAUACAUCCGAUGCAGAUACUUGUUGCUCAUGAGCAGUACAAUCGCGGAAAGGGAGAUAAGGGCAAGCUAGCCUGGGAGCCGAACCAGAAGAUUGUCACCGCCCUCGAGAAGGCCUUCCACAUCUCCUUCAAGAACGUCGUCCCAACUGGUAAACGCUACUGCUUCGCCUUUGACGUCUCGGGCAGCAUGACGCAGGAGGUGUUGGGGACCACAAUUUCGGCCCGUACAGCUUCCGUGGCGAUGGGGAUGAUCGGGAUGAAGACCGAGGAACAUGUAGAAACCGUGGCGUUUUGCGAUAGCCUUGUCGAGAUCCCUUGGGAGGCCAACGAGUGGACGUUGAAGCAGGCUACCAACUAUUUUGAUAAGCUCAGAUUUGGAGCCACCGACUGCUCCCUGCCGAUGGUUUGGGCGAAAAAGUGCAAGAAGCAGUUCGACUGCUUUGUCGUUUUUACGGAUAAUGAGACGUACUAUGGAAAAAUCCACCCCCACGAAGCCCUCCUCGAGUACCGCCGGGCCUCCGGAAUCCACGACGCCAAGCUGGCCGUGCUGGGCAUGUGCUCGAACUCGUUCAGCAUCGCCGACCCGGACGACGCGGGAAUGAUGGACUUCCAGGGCUUUGACCCCUGCUUCCCGCAGAUGCUCAGCGAGUUCGCGAUGGGACGAUUU